Parastagonospora nodorum SN15 is the source of this 243-nucleotide messenger RNA. RefSeq lists its product as hypothetical. The record is from RefSeq and is a predicted model, not a curated record. NCBI's taxonomy places the organism in Eukaryota, Fungi, Ascomycota, Dothideomycetes, Pleosporales, Phaeosphaeriaceae. The transcript has 2 exons. Bases 1 to 243 code for a protein of 80 amino acids.
AUGGCGUCCAAACAAGUUGACGAAUCGGCUCAGUUCCAAGAGCCUAUAUCUCCAACGGCUUCGAAUGAUGCAACGUCUCCUGCUCCAGCAUCGGGCUCUGCCGAUUCGGCCAAGCCCUCGAUCACGGGCAUAUUGAAAAACGCAGUGAAAGCUCCUUCGCACGAGAAAUUAGUCAACGACGAGCCGGAUAUGAAAGAUGCUAUUGAGUCCGUCGGACAGGAUGGUGGCGAAAGGGGUGUUUGA